CGCAACAUCGAAGCGCAUGAGAAGGGGAAAUCAUUCUUCAUUCUCAUUGAUACUCCGAUGGAAGCAGUUUGUUCGAAACUGAGCUGAGCUGCUGAGCUGAGAAAUGGUUAAAGUACAAAAAGUGUUCCUGCUUGUCGUGAUAACGAUGCUACAGCGGUCGGUUCAAGAGACCAGUGACACCACGUUCGGGAUCUUUCGUCACAAAGAGUACUACUUCAGCAACUCUUUUAAGCUGAAUUGGUUCAAGGCGGUAGAGUACUGUCGGUUGCGAGGCAUGUUCCUCCUUUCGGUAAGGAACGGCGAAGAGCGGGAAGCAGUCGUACAGUACCUGGACGGCACGGGCUAUACUAAGAUGCGCGAUAGUUUUAUGUUCUGGACAUCUGCAAACGAUCUGGGUGAGGAAGGAGAAUUCCACUGGGCAUCUACCGGAGAGCGUGUUAACUAUGCAAACUGGAGGGAAGGAGAACCGACCGGCAUCGGUGGAAAUAAUGCCACCAAGGAGGACUGUUGCUGCAUGGAGUACAGGUCGGGAGGUGGUGCAAACUUUAACUACACGUUCAACGAUCGAUCUUGUAGGCAAGAAUUAUUGUUCCUGUGUGAAACACUGCCAGUAUGAUGCUGCCAAGUAUUCCAGUUAUCAGCCACUU
Molecule: messenger RNA, 647 nt
Organism: Anopheles funestus (African malaria mosquito)
Lineage: Eukaryota; Metazoa; Arthropoda; Insecta; Diptera; Culicidae
Product: C-type lectin 37Db-like
Exons: 2
Coding region: 104-616 (170 amino acids)
Biological process (GO): biological process involved in interspecies interaction between organisms
Cellular component (GO): external side of plasma membrane
Molecular function (GO): carbohydrate binding
Source: RefSeq, a predicted model, not a curated record